AACAAGGAAGUAGAUAUUUUAUGGAGGAAAGAGUGGUCUGCUGCUGCACAGAGGCUCACCUUCAUUUUCAUGAUUUUUAAAUUAGUAAUUAUAGUAAAUACUACUUCUGAGAGAAACUCAACAUUAUGGAUUGCCGCUGACUACCAUAUCUAUUUGUUUUAAACAACUGGAGUAGAACAGGAAAAUCAUAAGAUAAACAAAUUCCAUCCUCUUUAAGUGAAUAUUUAAUGUAUAUUAACACAUUUCUACAAUGUCUUUCAAUAAGACAUGAAUAGAAAAGUUUCAGUUUGAUUAUGUUUAUUGUUAGGUGGGGGAAUCGGAGAAGUGAUUCACAGCGAGAGACACAGAGAGAAAUGACAAAACACAGGAUAUCAUUGUGGGAGGACAGUGAUCUAUGGCACAGUAUAGGAGCUCACUGGUGGCUGACAGUGUUGACGAGUGGAGGUGGAGACAGGCGGAGGUGAGCGAAGGGCAGAUAAAGACUGGCAAAGACAAAAUAUUUUCCUUAGGCUGCUGUCCUCGUAUAUACACACACAGACUCUUCCUUCCCAUUAGUUACAGUCAUAUAAAAUGUUAUGUGCUGUCAGUGCAUGUAUAUGAACACACUCACUGUAGACCUUUAUGUGAACCAUUAAAAUUUACCUCACAGUCAAAAAGCAAUGCAGCUAAUUAACAAACAAAUAAUAAACAAAUAUUACAAAUAACUUUAACUGCAAAAAAAAAAAGGAAAAAACCUUAAAAACAUUAGACCAACACAAAAUGUCUGCAAUAUCACUGUGAUUUAAGCUAAUACAAUGGAUCAUUUCAAGUUUAUGAGUCACUCUAAAGAGAGCUGCCUCUUAAACCUAAUAGGAGUAGGAUUUUGUGAAGGGUAUUGUUUUCACUCAUAAAGGACAGAAAAUGGAUACAGCCAACUUGCUUCAAACACUGGAUUAAAAGAGAGUGGAAGGUGACGUUUUGGAGUCUGACUGGGUUUUGAAGUAUUUUGUUCAGGGAAACUAAAGGGAACUUAGUGAUUGUAAUAAAUUUUACAAAAACUUUGAUGAAAAGGGACACAUGGAGGACUUAAAAAGAAUGUGUACUCUGUGAGGCCAACAGAGAAAACAACAUUAUUCUCUAAUGUGCCUUUACUAUUAUUACUCUGAAGCUAUGAGCAUACAUGAAAAUAGACUUUUUGAGAGCUGCUUAUGUCAGUAUAUGAUUCAGCUACAAUGUUUACUGAGAAAGUGCAUAUCUUUAUCUCUCUAUCUUUCUCUUAACUAUAUUAAACUUCCCGUACUGAAUAUAUGCCGGGUUGCAUGAUGCAUAUAAUAUUAUAUAUUAUCUUCUUACAGGUGACAACUGAUAUGUAUAUGGACAAUGGUUAAACUAAGAUGUGGUUAACCACACAUGAGAGACAUCAUUCUACCAGUGAGCUCAUUGCACAUCACAAGAACUCAAGACAGAACUUAGACAGGACUCGUAGUCAUUUCCUUCCUGAUUUUCAGAAAAGGGUAGUUGAAACUUCAGUGCAUGAUACCAUCCUCCAGGAUUGUGUGUGGGGGAAGAAAUUCAUGUUAUCCUCACUUCAGGACAUUGUUAUACAAUAGCCUACACACAUGCGUGGUCUUUUUUUUUUUUCCCUCUCCAUCCUGACCCAAGUGUCCUCAGAAAACAGAGAUGUUAUUGGCCUCAUUGGGCAUAAUAUCACCUUGCCCUGUGGGUAUGACACCCAAAGCAAUGGCGUGCAGAGUUUCUGUUGGGGACAAGGGCAGCUGCCCGUGUCAAAAUGCUCCAACACCAUCCUCUCCUCCUACGGCACGGCUGCUGUAGAUUUCAGGCAGUCCUCCAGGUACCAGCUGCUGGGCAGGGUGACAGAUGGAGAUAUUUCCCUGACCAUCCUGAACGCUCAGCAGAGCGAUGCUGGCGUGUACGGAUGCAGGGUUGAGAUCCCCGGGUGGUUCAAUGACCUUAAAGACAACAUACGUCUGGUCAUGGAGGAAGCUCCUGUGGAACAACCUGUUACCCAGGACUGGACGCUUACUACUGAAACAUCUGUGCUUGAGAUUGAGGAAGAUGAUGACCCAACACCAACGGUAACUGGAAAUGAGGAAAAAUUCAAAGAGCUCCUGGAAGUGGAGAACAUUGCCAGGAUCGGAGCUAUUUUCUUCUGCAGCAUAAUCAUAAUCCUCGUCCUUUAUUUUCCGGAGAGAGUCUGAGCCUGCGGGGACACUUCAACAUCUCAACACCCCACCUGCUGAGAACCUUUACGAAAGUGUUCCAAUGCCCAAGUGACGGUCAGCGUUACAUGAACAAAGGAGUUUACAGAUUUUUACCGGGAGCUUCUGGCUGAAGUAGUGUCUGUUUGCUAUGUGCUGAUGCUCUCCAUCUCCUCAGCUUUAUAGAUAAACCUCUUGAACUCUUAUCUGUUAAUCAGUAAGAGAAUGAAGAUUGCCUAUUUCCCUGGUGAAGCAGUCCCACUGAGUCCCACUGUUCUCAGGCUGCAGUGAAAAAAGGAUAAACAUGCAUCAGAAGAUGCAAAAAUAUCCUGCAGAUUAAUUAAUUUGCUUUUAUUUGCUUUUUUAAAUAUGCCUUCUGUGUUUCAUGGAAAAUUUGAUCACAGCCAUGAAAGGCCUCUGCAUGGUUUUAACUCGUGGACACAAUGCCACCUGCUGGACUUAAUACACCAGUAUCAAAAUGUUAGCGGUUCUUUAAUGAAUCCUCAUUAAUGUGAAAACACAGUUUGGUGGGGAAAGACAGAACAGAGAGGGAGGGUAAUGAGAGUAUGGAAGAAAUGUGUGUAUUACUUACUCACAUUUAUGUUUGGAAGGAGGACGGAUGUAACAUUUUAAAUGUAUAUUGCUUAAUAAAGACUAAGUUAAAAUGAAUAAAUGUUGGACAUAUUUUUGUUUGCACAUAAAUAACAUUUUCACCACACAUCUGUCAUGCUUAUUAUAAAAUUGUUUGGUCUGACAACUUGGCUCAAUUUAACUAUGAAACACUGAACCAAUUCUGUUUCUGUUCCACCUGCUCAUUUGAAGCACUGAUCCUGUUCCUGUUUUGUUUCUGUAUUUUGUUGAUUAAUUAGUGCAGCCAUGCAACAUUAAAGAAAUCAUAGGUGAGGAAAUCUUCUCUGGUAUCAGGAACUUUAAACUUCAUGAUUGAUCAGCUGAAAUGUUUCAAUAACUACAUGCUUUUUAAAUGUUGCUACUCUAUGAUACUCUCUACUUAAUGUUACAUUUAUGAGCCAAUAAAUGUCUUUACCUCAGUAUAA
Messenger RNA from Lates calcarifer (barramundi perch), 3253 nucleotides. RefSeq names its product hepatitis A virus cellular receptor 1 homolog. The record is from RefSeq and is a predicted model, not a curated record. Lineage: Eukaryota; Metazoa; Chordata; Actinopteri; Centropomidae.